AUGCCGGUGGUGCACACGUUUCCGUUAGCCAGGCUGGUGACACCAUCCCCGCCUCCUGGGGCGGCUCUCACGGAGAGGGAUGGGUUUUCUCCCGCGGUGUGGGGUGCCUGGUCUACGGCCACAGUGCAGCUCCAGGAUCGGGGUCUCUUCAGGACAGGAUCCGAUGCACUCAUCACGCAAGAAGCCAGUGGCUACACCCGGUCUCAGCCGGUGGAGCUGCGGGCUGAUGACCUGGCUCUCCGUGCACCCUUGGGGUCCCAGCGCGCCCAACCCACAGAGCUCCCCCCUUCCCCCACGACCCUAGCUGCCCUGUGUUCCCGCGGCUCCCAGCGCGCCCCCCGAAGGACGGACGAACCUCGGCCGGCCGGGCACGCGCCCAACGCCCGGGAGCGCGCCUCGUGCACGCGCGCCCCACCGCGUGACCCGCGCCGGCCAACCUGCGCGCGGGGAUUUGGGGGCAAAGCGCGGCCCCGCGAGCAGCUGCGGCGGGAGAGCGGCGGGCCGAGAGCUCUCCCCUCCCCCGCAGUCCCGCCCUCCGCCCAGGCCCCGCCCAUGGGUCCGCCCCGCCCUCGAGCUCCGCCCCUGCUCGGGCCCCCGCCCCCCGGCUCCCUCCGCCCAGACUCCUCCUCCGCGGUCCGAGCUCCACCCCUCCGGACCUCUUCCGUCGCCGGGACCCACCCCCACUAUGCCUCUUACGCGGGGCCCCACGUGGACCAUCUGCUGCGCAUUGAGUGCUUUGCGUGCAGGCUCCCGCUGACCCCGCAGAUGCUGGAGGUUGAGCUGAAGUUGGGGCCCCUGGUCACGGAGCCCCUCCCUGGUCGGGAUCACACGGUGGGGUUCCGGUGGAAGCUUCCAUCUCCUGAGGGAGUGAAGACGGAGAACGGCCACAUCAACCUGAAGGUGGCCGGGCAGGACGGCUCCGUCGUCCAGUUCAAGAUCAAGAGGCACACGCCGCUCAGCAAGCUGAUGAAGGCCUACUGCGAGCGCCAGGGCUUGUCAAUGAGACAGAUUCGAUUCAGGUUUGAUGGACAACCAAUUAAUGAAACAGACACCCCAGCACAGCUGGAGAUGGAGGACGAAGACACCAUUGACGUGUUCCAGCAGCAGACGGGGGGGUCCGGGGUGGCCAGCUGCCUCUGGGGUGCAGCCUCUAGAGCCACCGUCCCCUCGUGUCACUGCGCUUGUGUUCGCUAUUGA
Messenger RNA from Lipotes vexillifer (Yangtze River dolphin), 1197 nucleotides. The record is from RefSeq and is a predicted model, not a curated record. NCBI's taxonomy places the organism in Eukaryota, Metazoa, Chordata, Mammalia, Artiodactyla, Lipotidae.